AUGAUGAAUAUAAGCAAAACUUUAAUCAGCAGAGUUGCAUUUGCUAAUAAACUUCCUCAAAGCUUCCUGUUUAGACUAUACUUCGCGAAUGCUAGAACUUUCUCAACUCAAUCAUCAAACAAGAAUUUAUUGAACUUAGAACUUAUAAAUAACCAGAGAAGAUUGAUGUCAGUAGCAUAAUAGCAAGAACAAUCAUAAGAUCCUGCCACUGAUUACACUCAUCAGACUGAGGAAUAGAAAGUUUAUAAGGAUAUUUGCCAGUAUGAAGUGACUAAAAGAAUGAAGACUCAUUUCCCAGGUCUUAAAUUAGGAAGAUUCCCCUAAAGAGUACUCAGUUUAGAUUUUGAGAAAGACAUUCUCACUGCUGAGAAAAAGUUGAUGGACCAAUUUGGCUUUGUGAAGGAGGAAAUAAAUUACAUUAUGAGAUACAAGCCAGCUUUUAUUCUAUUCGAACAUAAUCAGGAUGAAGGCAUGAGUGUCAUCUUCAAAGUAUUUGUAGAGUAAAGAAAAUUUGAACUUGACGCAGUAAGAACUCUUGUAGUAAAAUACCCAUAUAUUUUGAGCAAGAGCGAGAAAUAACUUAAUAAAUACUUUGAGACUAUGAAAUCAUGGAAUAUUGCAGACAGGAAUGCUAUGAAGUAGCUUGUGGAGUGCCCUAAACUUAUCAGUUAAGACCUUGAUCAUAAAAUCAAAGAAAUCUCUUUCUUAUUGAAUCUAUAUCAUGGUAUUUCUGACUCUUAAGUUAGAACUAUAUUUAUGCAUUUCCCCUAUUUGCUCUGCUGUGAUCUAGAUAAGGUCAAGUAAUUCAUGGGAGAGUUUAAGAAAUACAGAUUUACCAAGGAGUAGGUUGUAAGAGUUGUAAGUAUAUCUAGAUCAUUUAAUAAUGUUUAGCUAAAAUAAAGUGGUGGUAUUCUUGCAAGUAGAGUUGGAAACUUCAAAUAAUUGUUUGAUUACUGUAGAAAGGAAUUAGAUAUUCCAGCAAAAGAUGUGGUUGAAAUCAUUGAUGCCUUCCCUGAGUUCAUCUUCUAAAAUAAGAGAAAUCUAUUACAAAAGAAGGUCGAGCUAAUCUAGAAGCACAGUAAAUGCAGUGUAAUUUAUCUAAGAACACUUAUUAAGAGACAUCCUGAUCUUUUCCUUAAAUCUUGGGCCAGUUUUGAUGCUAAAGUAAACUAUAUCAGCAAACAAUUGGGACGAUAACUAAAGAAUGAGAAGACUUUCCCUAUGCUGCUUAUGUUUAAUUACCAAGAUGUACUUAAACCAAGAUGCGAACUACUCAAAGAAUCACAGCAAUAUUAUUAAUUCGAAGAUGUUCUGCCUCUAACGGACGAGGCAUUUUGUGAAAAAUUCAACUUCAAUCCAAUUGAAUUGGAGAAAAAGAAAGAUAUCAAUAAGAUAAGAGAGGAGAAAGAUAUCUUAUGGGCAUAUGUUCCAGGGUUGUGA
This is a messenger RNA of Stylonychia lemnae, 1440 nucleotides long. NCBI's taxonomy places the organism in Eukaryota, Ciliophora, Spirotrichea, Sporadotrichida, Oxytrichidae. The record is from the annotation of a GenBank genome assembly.